Molecule: messenger RNA, 1048 nt
Organism: Sesamum indicum (sesame)
Lineage: Eukaryota; Viridiplantae; Streptophyta; Magnoliopsida; Lamiales; Pedaliaceae
Biological process (GO): defense response to other organism
Source: RefSeq, a predicted model, not a curated record
AUCUCCUCACCUCCCCACAACUUCCCUCUUCCAAUUCCUAUUAUAAUCACCACAAUAUGGAUGUAGAGGCAGAAUCGUCAUCCAGACCACCAAAGCAAGAGGAUAAGCUGAUGCACUCUCCCAAACACCGCACAACAUAUGCAGCAGCUGCGGCAACAACCACAAGAAGAAGAUGCAUAUGCCUGUGGGUAACGGCUUUGAUUCUCGGCCUGGGCUUGCUACUCCUAAUUCUGGGGCUCACAGUUUUCAAGGCCAAGCGUCCUCUUACCACCGUCAAUUCCGUCGCUCUUGACGACCUGGAUUUCUCACUGGACAUAACUAGGCUCAGAGUCCUCUUGAACGUCACACUUGACCUGGGCAUCUCCCUCACCAACCCCAAUAGGGUCGGCUUCAAGUACUCCAACGGCACUGCUUUCCUCAGGUACAGAGGGAACGACGUCGGCGAGGUCCCCGUCCCAGCGGGCAAGAUUGGCGCCCGCGACACCCGCUCUUUGAACCUCACUCUCACCUUGAUGGCGGAUCGCCUGCUCUCCAACUCCGCUCUGUAUUCCGACGUUGUCUCCGGUACGUUGCCUUUUCAGACUUACAUCAGAAUUGCAGGGAAAGUGCGCAUACUCUUCAAUAUUCACGUCGUCACCUACACCACUUGCGAUCUGGAAAUCAGUGUUGCCAAUCGGACGCUCUCUAACCAGAAGUGUCACUACAAGACCAAAUUGUAGUCCUCCAGAUUUGGUGAAAAGAUAAUGGGAGAAAUGGCCUGUUUUCAAGUAGUUUCUCAACAAUAAUGGUAAUGGUGUUAAUGUUGGUGAUGGUGAUGGUGAUGGUGAUCCUCCCCCCUCCCCCACCCUUUUUUCUCUAAAUUAUUAGAAUAGGCUGAGAUAUACACCGCAGUUUGUUGUUUCUUCCUGGGAUGGAACUUCCUUUGAUCUAGGACUAGGAGUUCAUUUUGCUCUUCAUAUGUAAAAUCUGUUAUUACUGUGGUAAAUUAGUAGUAAUUUAAUUUGGAUUAGAUGGUUCCAAAUUUAAUCAUGUUGCUCACCCACAAAAA